AGGAUAAUAGCCGGAAGUCAUGUGUUUUAUUUUUGUUUGACGCGGUGUUGCGGAAGUUGGCCGUCAGCUGCAUGUUACCAACCAUAGAUCCAACACCAUGUAAAAAGCUGAGAUCUUAAGCGGCUCUCUGGUAGUGCAUGGACGCCGGAGUUGUCGGCCGGGCUCCGGUCUGUCUGUGUGUCCUCUGCGGGCUCCCUGCUGCUGGGAAGUCCACGCUGGCCCGUGAGCUCCUGAGCACCGCUGCACGGCUCGGAUGGAGAGCUGGUUUGGUUCCGUAUGAUGACCUGAUCCCAGAGCAGGCUUUUCAGACCAGAGUGCUGGAGGACGGUGUCAAACUGCAGGAAAUGCACACUGAAUGGAAGUUACACAGACAAGCAGUUCUGCGGUGCAUUGAACAGUUCUUGGAGAAGCCUCGGGUUUUGGCCGAGAUGCAGAGCAGCUGUCAGAUCAACAUCGCUGCAUGGGAACGAUGCAUUCAAGCUGUACUGCAGCCUGAAGCUUUGGACUGCACUCAGGCUGAGCGGGCACCGCUUCUGUUUUUACUGGAUGACAACUUCUACUAUCCAAGCAUGAGAUAUGAAGUGUACCAACUUGCGAGAAAGUAUUCGCUGGGUUUCUGCCAGGUGUAUCUUCACUGUGAUUUGGAGUCCUGCAUCAGCAGAAACCAGAGCAGGUCUGAACCCAUUCCCACUGAGGUGAUACAGGAGAUGGUGAAGCGUUUGGAGUCUCCAAAUCCUCAGAAGAACUCGUGGGAGGCUAACAGCAUUUCAGUCAACACCACAGCCAAAUUGUCCGAAUGUGACGUCCAGAGCGUCAUGGAGUUGAUCUCCUCUGCACUGAGUAACCCGUUGAGCCCGGUUGAGGACAACACCGAACAAACGGAGGCUGACCGUCUGAAAUGUGCCACCAGUGUGGUUCACCAGGCCGACCAGGCCUGUCGACGGCUCAUCUCCGAAGCCAUGAAGACUGCCAGAGAAAAUCAAGUACUCCCUGAGCACAUGAGGUCUCUGGCCACUCAGCUGAAUGAAUCCAAAGCAACAUUUCUUCACAACCUGCGGAGGCAGCUGCUUACGGAAGCGUCUUUCACUCAAGGAGAGGACAUUGACGUGGAACGCGUGGUGAAAAGAGCAGUGGACGUUUUUGACCGCGAGAGAAAGGAAAUCCUGUCGACGAUCAUGAAUGAAAAUAAAUGACUUGAAUCUUUUCUUGAAAUGUCAGAUUUAAUCACAAUCAAAAGCCAAACUUUC
Larimichthys crocea (large yellow croaker) is the source of this 1247-nucleotide messenger RNA. It is a transcript of the gene pstk, whose product is annotated as phosphoseryl-tRNA kinase. Gene Ontology annotation, molecular function: tRNA binding; kinase activity. The coding region runs from base 138 to 1193 and encodes 351 amino acids. NCBI's taxonomy places the organism in Eukaryota, Metazoa, Chordata, Actinopteri, Sciaenidae. The record is from RefSeq and is a predicted model, not a curated record. The transcript has 6 exons.